AUGGGUGGCUGGCAGGAUAAUUGUUGGACGUGGAACCUGCACAUUGAUGCAGAUUUGUUGCUCAACGACCCGAUUGGAACAGCGGAAGCGUUUGGCAUAAUUGAACUGCUAACAAAUAUCAGUCCCAUAGUGGAUGCGAUCGAUAAUAUAAGAUGGUGGCCGAAUAAAGAUGGUAUUUUCAACGUGAAAAGUUGCUAUAAUUUAAUCCGAGACCGUGAGUUGGAAGACGUCGUGGAAAGUGAAUCGAAGCUAGCACUCAAGAUGAUUUGGAAGACUAAUAUCCAAUCAAAAUUGAAGGUUUUUGGAUGGAGGGUGGUGCUCAAUAGACUCCCCACAAAAGAUCAAUUGGUGAAAAGGGGGAUAAUUCGAGACGAACAUGAAGAGGUAUGUGUUUUCUGUGAUGAAAAGCCUGAAGACUUAGAACAUCUUUUAUUCAAAUGCAAAAUUAGCCAAAUAGUAUGGACUAGCAUAUAUGGUUGUUUGGAUAUUAAGGAGAUGGAGGAUCAUGUUGGGGUGUGUCAUCUUAAAAAAUUUACUCAAGCUUUAGUGGGGAAGAUAAAAAAUAAGAAACUUUGCUUAAUAUGGUUGACAAUAUUGUGGACAUUAUGGAAUUGGAGAAACAACAUCAUUUUCAAAGGAGAGGUGUGUGUGCUUGAUGAUAUGAUUAUGAACAUUAAAUAUGGAUUGGUUGUGGCACAUCAUUUACAAUAA
Molecule: messenger RNA, 711 nt
Organism: Vicia faba (fava bean)
Lineage: Eukaryota; Viridiplantae; Streptophyta; Magnoliopsida; Fabales; Fabaceae
Source: the annotation of a GenBank genome assembly